AGAUAGAGUUUUAGAGAGAGAGAGAGAGAGAGAGAGAGAUAGAGAAGGAAAUGGAAUCUCCGUCGUCAUCGGCGACGCGCGUGACGGCGCGAUCGUCGAUGAUGGACUCGUUCAGGGGGUGCAGCUUAUCGGGGAUUCGGAUAGACAAGGAGGACUUGAAGAAGAAGCUGCUCAUGCCCACCUACAUCCGCUUCGCCAUGCGUGAUUCCAUUCGCUUGAAGGACCCCACCGCCGGAGACAGCCGUCUGCCCGGAAGCCAUGACCUCGUCGCUGUCCCUUCCGAAGAAAAUGGCGGCGAGGAUGCGGUUGCGCCGGAGAUGCCUAUGGUUGUGUUUAUUAACCCCAAAAGCGGUGGCAGACAUGGACCUAUGCUUAAGGAGCGCCUCCAGCUUCUCAUGGGCGAGGAACAGGUUUUCGACCUCUUAGAUGUGAAGCCUCAUGAAUUUGUUCAGUAUGGAUUGGGUUGCCUUGAGCACUUAGCAGAACUUGGUGACAAGUGUGCAAAAGAGUGUCGGCAAAAAAUCAGGGUUAUGGUUGCAGGGGGUGAUGGGACAGUCGGUUGGGUGCUAGGUUGUCUAUCUGAGCUUCAAAAGCAGGGCAGGGAACCAGUUCCUCCAGUAGGAGUUAUUCCACUUGGAACGGGAAAUGAUCUGUCUCGGAGUUUUGGUUGGGGUGGCUCAUUCCCUUUUGCCUGGAAAUCAGCCAUAAAAAAAACUCUUUACAGAGCUACUACCGGUCCUAUUUGCCGUUUGGAUAGUUGGAAUAUUCUAAUACAAAUGCCAGAUGGUACAGUUUUGGAACCACCUCAUUCUUUGAAGCUUGCUGAAGAGUGCACUCUUGAUGAGGGUUUGGAAAUUCAAGGGCAGUUGCCUGAGAAACGGACUUGUUAUGAAGGAGUGUUUUAUAAUUACUUUAGCAUAGGGAUGGACGCGCAAGUAGCUUAUGGAUUUCACCAUCUAAGAAACGAAAAACCCUAUCUUGCGCAAGGUCCAAUUUCAAAUAAGUUGGUUUACUCCGGUUACAGUUGCACACAAGGUUGGUUCUUCACACCUUGCACAAGUGAUCCAAGUUUAAGGGGACUAAGGAAUAUCCUAAGGAUACAUGUUAAAAAGGUUAAUUGUUCAGAAUGGGAGCAGAUUCCAGUCCCUUCAAGUGUAAGGGCAAUCGUUGCUCUGAAUCUUCAUAACUAUGGGAGCGGAAGAAAUCCAUGGGGAAAUCUGAAGCCUGAUUACUUGGAAAAGAGAGGCUUCGUGGAGGCCCAUGCUGAUGAUGGUCUUCUAGAAAUCUUUGGCCUGAAACAAGGGUGGCAUGCAUCUUUUGUUAUGGUUGAACUCAUCUCAGCCAAACAUAUUGCCCAGGCUGCUGCAAUUCGGUUGGAAGUUAGAGGUGGGGAAUGGAAAAAUGCAUACAUGCAGAUGGAUGGGGAACCAUGGAAGCAGCCAAUGGACGAGGAGUUUUCAACACUUGUGGAAAUUAAGAGGGUUCCUUAUCAAUCACCGAUGAUUAGUGGAGACUAAUUCUUACUUGGGUGCUAUUUGUAUUUUAUUGCUGGUGUUUCGUACGGCUGUGAAGUAAUCACCCAAGUGCUCGUAAAUUGUAUCCAUAUGCCUGUAUUUAUCGGUAUCAAAUCGAUUGGUUAGUUAAAAUCCCCAUUGCACUUUGUAGACGUUUAUUUAGUUAAGUAUUGUUUUCCAGAUGUAUUAGUUUGCCUCGAAUAAGUUUUUUUUAUGUAACAUCUAGCUAAAUUGAUACAUUGCCAGAAAACUGGUAGUGAUGCAUUGUAUAGUGUCAAAUGGGAUCAAGUGUGGUGUUGCCUUUUUUUUUUUUUCCCUACCAUCGGGUGUAUAUUCUCAAGCUGUUGUGUCUGAGUGCGCACAUUAGUGUAGCUGUUUUGUGCAGUCACUCAAAUUGGUGCGGCAGGCAUUACCGGCCAAGGAAAUUUGGUCCCUGAACCAUUGCUACGUUAACGAUGGUUGCACAUCCAGCAAUCCAGUUCCCUUGUCCUGCGUGACUUAUCUUUAA
Molecule: messenger RNA, 2022 nt
Organism: Fragaria vesca subsp. vesca
Lineage: Eukaryota; Viridiplantae; Streptophyta; Magnoliopsida; Rosales; Rosaceae
Product: diacylglycerol kinase iota-like
Exons: 12
Coding region: 51-1517 (488 amino acids)
Molecular function (GO): ATP-dependent diacylglycerol kinase activity
Source: RefSeq, a predicted model, not a curated record